Copidosoma floridanum is the source of this 1611-nucleotide messenger RNA. It is a transcript of the gene Ccz1, whose product is annotated as vacuolar fusion protein CCZ1. The record is from RefSeq and is a predicted model, not a curated record. Gene Ontology annotation, biological process: vesicle-mediated transport. Gene Ontology annotation, cellular component: intracellular membrane-bounded organelle; Mon1-Ccz1 complex. NCBI's taxonomy places the organism in Eukaryota, Metazoa, Arthropoda, Insecta, Hymenoptera, Encyrtidae.
AUAGUUAGUGGGAUUUUUUUAAUUAAAAUAUUACUAAGUAUGUGACUUUUGUUAUUAGCAAUUUACAAAUCAAUUUAUAAUUCACUGUCAAAUACGGUGAAAUAAAUAUAUAUUAAUCAACUCGUGAAAUUGAACUUGAAAAUAAUUUGUGAUACAUAUUUCAAGUAUGUCAUCGAAAUCUGAAGUUACAUUAGAACAUUUUUACAUUUUUAACAGCACUUACGCAAAAAGAGAAGGAGAGGAGAAAAACAAAAUCUUGUAUUAUUAUCCAUCAAAAACAGACAUCGACAGUCAAAUAAAAAAUAUUGGUCUCAGCGAAGCAAUAAUAAAAUUUACUGAGUCAUUUAAUCCAGGACAGACGUGUGAUUAUUGUCACACUCAUAAGACUCGUCAAAUUUAUUACCAGCCAGAACUCAAUUUUUGGUUUGUUAUGAUUGUUGGAGUUCCAUAUGUGACCAAAGAAAAAGAUGGCAAUGAAUACCCAGAGUAUCAAAAUGAUCAGGUGUCAAAUGCCGUUUGUCAAGCAAUUCUAAAACAAAUGUACACAAUUUUUCGUCUGUUUAUGGGUUCAUUUGAAACUAUUCUUAAUGAACCUGAUGCUGGAUCUGUAACUCUACUCAAGCAUAAAUUAGAUCAUUUUUAUUCGCGAUAUCUGUUAUCAAUUAAAUUAAGCAACAGUGAUAUUUUGGAUAUCUUUCAAGGCUUGCAGUUUUUACCUUUGGAUAAACUUACAUUUCUACGUGUUCAGAGUUUUAUGAAUCUUGUAGAAGCAACUUAUCCUCAAGUAAAAUACACUGCAUUUCUAUACAAUGAUCAAGUAGUAUGGAGUGGUUUGGAACCUGAAGAUAUGCAAGUUGUUUAUAACUACUUAAUCAGUACACUAUUACCGGCACAUUUAGAAAAAGAAUCAGAUGGUGGCUCUGUACCUCGAAACGCAUCAUCGCCAUUUACUUCUUUUCAUUAUGGAAAAUUCGUUACUGGUCCCUCAAGUAGUAAUGAUUUCAAAAAAUUGCCUCAAGUAUUCAUAAAUUAUUCAACAAAACCUACAAGUCUAUAUUUAAUAGUUUACCGUGCACUGAGUGCCACAGUAUGUUUAUUUGUUGACAACACAAACACGCCUUAUUUAAGUUUGGACAAUUUUCUCGGUGUUCGAUUGACACCACUAGUAAAUGCAAUAGCAGAACAAUGCACCAAACAGGUGUCUUCUACAGAUUCUAGUGCCAAGUAUCUGUACUUUAACAAAUUAAAUUUGGCUUACAAGAGCACAAUACAUGGUGACAAUAAACGUUUUUCAAACGCUGUAACUACUCCAGAAGUUUUGAGGAUCAUAACUGAUAUAUACAGUGAUACCAGCAGAUUAAAAGAAGCUGGUGAAAUCGUUAUAAAGACUAUGAGUGAUUAUUGGAUUGUAGCGAAGCUAUCCAACCUACGAGAAUUCUUCGUUAUUUUGCAACAAAAAAACGCUAGUAUCAUUGAAAUUGAUGACGAAGUUAAAAGAUUGUGUGAGCAACAACUGAGAAACAUUUUUUUCCACUAAAUCGAGGCAGUAGAGAAACAAAGCUCUCUAUUGUAAAACAACAACAGAUUUUUAGAUCGUCAUUCCUCAACCAA